CUUCAGUUGAUUGCAAUCAAAAGAUUUUUUGUAAAUUAUUGGAAAAUUUUUAGUAUAAAUACAAGUCGGUUAGACACCAGAGACUACAAGUUUGCCACAGCUAUAACCAUUGAUCCAUUGAGAAUCAAUUCAAAGUUUAUUACACUUGUUCCCUACACAUAUUAAUUGAAAAGUUUAUUACUUUUAAUCAUUACUCAAACUAAAAGUUAUGCCUUUCUCGAAUAAAUUUGAUGGAAAAGUUUGCUUGGUUACAGGCUCGAGCUCUGGUAUUGGGGAAGAGACUGCCAUUCAUUUGGCCGAAUUGGGCGCUAAUUUAGUGGUCACCGGAAGGGAUGAGCAGAGGAUAAAAUCUGUGGCCGAAAAAUGUCGUAAGAUUUCGGGCAAAAAAGUGGUUUCCGUGGCCGCAGACCUCCUCAAUGACAAUGACGUCCAGAAUCUGUUUGAAACAACGAUCCAAGAGUUCGGAAAACUGGAUGUUCUCAUCAACAAUGCCGGUGUGGGAGACCUCUCAUACAUGAGUGACCCCAAGAUUAUGGAGUUGUAUAAGUUGGUUAUGGACACAAACCUCAGGUGUGUUGUCCUGCUGUCUCACCUGGCAAUGCCUUACUUGGAGAAGACCAAGGGAUGUAUUAUCAACAUAUCGAGUAUCGCCUCAAUGAAACCGAGUCCAAAGACCACAUGUUAUUGUAUGUCGAAAGCAGCACUCGAUAUGCUCACCAAAUGCAUGGCCCAAGAGUUGGGCCCAAAGGGGGUUCGGGUUAAUAGUAUUAAUCCCGCGGUCACUGAGACUCCUUUACUGGAAAGGAAAUACGGACACAUCAUGACUAUGGAAAAGGUAAAGGAGAUUAGGAGCAAACAAUACCCCAUCGGCCGAAUAGCACAGCCCUAUGACAUUGCCUGUGCUGUCGAGUACUUGGCCUCAAACGACGCUUCAUUCAUAACGGGCACCUGUCUUCUCAUGGAUGGCGGCGCUCUCUAUGGCUCCACUCAGAAGGAAUGA
This is a messenger RNA of Oppiella nova, 1000 nucleotides long. The record is from the annotation of a GenBank genome assembly. Lineage: Eukaryota; Metazoa; Arthropoda; Arachnida; Sarcoptiformes; Oppiidae.